Ilyonectria robusta is the source of this 1068-nucleotide messenger RNA. RefSeq lists its product as uncharacterized. NCBI's taxonomy places the organism in Eukaryota, Fungi, Ascomycota, Sordariomycetes, Hypocreales, Nectriaceae. The transcript is spliced from 6 exons. Bases 75 to 1034 code for a protein of 319 amino acids. The record is from RefSeq and is a predicted model, not a curated record.
UUUUGCUUCUUACCCCACGGCGUCGUGUGUUUGCAGUAGUGAGCAAAGAGCAAGAAACAAGGAGCAAGAAAGCAAUGGCUCUCACUGCCAAAGGAUACCUGGCCGUGGAGUGGGUUCUGAUUGCUGUUUGCCUUGUUCUUGUUUGCGCUCGACUCGCAGUGCGCACAUACAGGAGGAUGUGGUCAUUUUGGCUGUCGGAUGCCUUGCUCGUCAUCGCCUUUUUAACAUUCUUAACUCUUGUCAUUGGGGAUACAUGGUCCUUCAUAAGGGGUAAUGAUGUCUUUAACCAGUACGAUGUUAUAGCAUUCAAUAAGUGGUUAUUUGCAGCCGAUAUCGUCUUCGACUUGGGGUUCUACUUUCCCAGAUUAAGCCUGCUCGCAUUCUACAAUGAGCUCUUCCCUCUAUCCGAGAAACGGCUGCGACAGGGAUUAUAUAUUGUCACGGCCUAUAAUAUUUGCGCGUUCUUAACUACAGCCUUGGUAGAUAUAUUCUGGUGCGGAACUAAUGUGUCCGAAAACUGGGCUACUGAACCCACCUGUACAUUGUUAACUGCCACCAAAACCCUUUGGAUCAAUUGGUCCAUCGGUAUCGUCGCCGAGCUUCUUGUCUUUAUCUUACCAUUUGGAAUGCUCAGAAGAUUGAAAGCAACGCCAAAGAGAGAAAGAAUUGCCUUGACAUGCAUCCUUGCUAUUGGGGUAGCGUCAAUCGUAGCUACCAUUGCUCGAUUAAUUUGGAGUCUUAACUCAGUGGCCUCUUAUGCUACCUACAUCGUUGGCUCGGCUGAAAUCGCAACACAAAUUGUAGUCGGCGCACUUCCAGCGUUACGCCCAUUACUCACUAUAAUACCUUUGGGGUGCAGCAGGCUUUUCAGCAGUUUGAAGGCACCUAGGAGUACUAAAGAUGAUGAAGACCAAAAUCUUUACGGUUCAUCUAGCACGGGGACAUCGAAUUGCUUGGAGGAGCGGAUUGAAGUUCAUGAUAAGGUCGAUGAUGGACCUGGUAUUGAGUUACACCGAGACAAAGAUGGGAUCUAGAUAUCUUGAGCAACGACGCCACUUUAGAAUAAUA